AUGUUUAGACUUAUAUCUCGAGUUGGAAUACGUAAUUAUCCAAAACAGUUAUCUUUAAUCCACAGACCAACACAAUUUACUUUUAAAUCAUUUCAUACUACUCCAAUAAACCUUCAUGGACAUCUCAAGAAACCAAACCCUGGUGAAGAAUUAAAAAUUACAUUUAUAACUAAAGAUGGUAAACAAUUAACUUAUGAAGUAGCUGAAGGUGAUAAUAUUUUAGAUAUUGCUCAAGCUCAUAAUUUAGAUAUGGAAGGUGCAUGUGGUGGAUCUUGUGCUUGUAGUACAUGUCAUAUUAUUGUUGAUCCUGAAUAUUAUGAUGAAAUACCUGAACCUGAUGAUGAUGAAAAUGAUAUGUUGGAUUUAGCAUUUGGUUUAACUGAAACUUCAAGAUUAGGUUGUCAAGUUAAGAUGUCUAAAGAAUUAGAUGGUAUUAGAGUAGCAUUACCUGCUAUGACAAGAAACUUACAAUCAAGAGAUUUUAACAAAUAA
Molecule: messenger RNA, 492 nt
Organism: Candida tropicalis MYA-3404
Lineage: Eukaryota; Fungi; Ascomycota; Pichiomycetes; Serinales; Debaryomycetaceae
Gene: YAH1
Product: adrenodoxin
Exons: 1
Coding region: 1-492 (163 amino acids)
Biological process (GO): P450-containing electron transport chain; positive regulation of oxidoreductase activity
Cellular component (GO): mitochondrion
Molecular function (GO): 2 iron, 2 sulfur cluster binding
Source: RefSeq, a predicted model, not a curated record